Molecule: messenger RNA, 1083 nt
Organism: Quercus lobata
Lineage: Eukaryota; Viridiplantae; Streptophyta; Magnoliopsida; Fagales; Fagaceae
Exons: 1
Coding region: 1-1083 (360 amino acids)
Source: RefSeq, a predicted model, not a curated record
AUGAGGAAGGCCAUGGACGAGAUGAGGGAGAAUAUUAGAAGAGUGAAUCUCGUAGAUGAUUUAGUUCAUCGAACUGAUUCCCCUUUCGUGGCUUUCAUCAACAGCCAUCUCCUGCCUUUUAAGUUUAAGAUGCCUUCCUUAGACUUGUAUGAUGGAACGCGCGAUCUGUGUGAUCAUAUCACAACCUUCAAGACUACAAUGCACCUUCAAGGGGUCCCAAAUGAGAUUAUGUGUAGGGCCUUCCUUACCACCCUUAAGGGGCCAGCACGAGUGUGGUUUAGCAAGAUACCUCCAAACACUAUGAGUUCUUUCGAAAAAUUGAGUAAGUUGUUUGUCAACAAUUUUAUCGGAGGACAAAGGCAUAAGUGCUCCUCGUCUAGCUUGUUAAUCAUAGAGCAAGGGGAAAAUGAAAGCUUGCGGUCCUUCAUUACUUGUUUCAACAGGGAAGCCCUUACGGUAGAUGAAAUGGACGACAAGUUGUUAUUGGUAGCUUUCCAUAAUAUAGUUAAUUUUGAUUUAUUCAUUCAUAAACUCUAUGAGCAAGAGCCUCAAACCAUAGCUGAACUUGUCUAUUCAGCCCAAAGCUUCAUGAAUGCAGAGGAUGCAAUCAUAGCUAAGAAGAGGAAGAAAGCCGAGCAAAUGGAAGCAGAUCUACCAUGUCAUCCAAAACAGGGUCUUCGUCCAAAGAAGGCCCGAACAGGAGAGAAGAAGGAUCGAGACAAUAGGAAGGCGGGUCAGUCUUCAGGAAGGAGUCAGCACCACAUGCCCUUGAACGCUCCAUUUAAUCAAGUACUUAUGCAAAUCAAGGAUGACCCAUCCUUGAAGUGGCCAGAGAAGAUGAAGGGAGAUCCCAAUAAUCGCAACAAGAACAAAUAUUGUCGCUUCCAUAGAGACCAUGGGCAUGAUAUGGAUGAGUGCUAUGAUUUAAAGCAGCAGAUAGAGAAUCUUAUCAGACAGGGAAAGUUGAGGCAUUUCGUUGGAAGAGAUCAUAAAGACGAGAAGUUGAAAGGAAAGGUAGAAAAGUCAUCACGACCCCCACUUGGAGAAAUAAGGGUUAUUAUAGGAGGUACUUCAACAGGGUAG